This is a messenger RNA of Silurus meridionalis, 2180 nucleotides long. Its product is annotated as thioredoxin-interacting protein-like. The record is from RefSeq and is a predicted model, not a curated record. The transcript has 6 exons. Bases 287 to 1471 code for a protein of 394 amino acids. Gene Ontology annotation, molecular function: ubiquitin protein ligase binding. NCBI's taxonomy places the organism in Eukaryota, Metazoa, Chordata, Actinopteri, Siluriformes, Siluridae. Gene Ontology annotation, biological process: protein transport. Gene Ontology annotation, cellular component: cytoplasm.
UUGUUCACGUGUAGUCAUGUCAGGUAACCACCUCAUGUUAGAAGGAGGCGAAUGGCUUCACAUGUUGGUAAAUAUAAAACAGUUGAGCCCAUUCGGUGUUCACAACACUUCCACGGAACUGACAAGAGACCAACACAAGCAAACAUUACAAAACAAUAACUCAGACCUGGUUGAAGGGUAAAAAGAAGUGCACACCGGAGUGUGUAUGAACUAAACACUCGCGCCGACACAUUGAAACCGAGCGACUUCUGUGUUUUCACUCGUGACUUUUUAAACGUAAAAAAAAAUGGUUGUUAUAUCAAAAAAAUUAAAGAAUUUCCAGAUUGAGUUCCGCGAUUCCACCAAGGCCUUUUAUUCGAGUGGGGAUAAAGUGGCUGGGAGAGUGUUGGUGGAGGUGUCGGAGACCACCCGAGUAAGCGCCAUGAGGCUGUACGGGAUCGGCUGUGCCAAAGUAGAGUACAGCAAAGGAAAGCAGCGCUGUAAGGAUGCCAUAGAGUACCUGAGAUACGAGGAUGUGCUUCACCUGGACCAGCAGCAUACAGACUCGGAUGGCUCUGUUACCCUAAGACCUGGAAAUAGAUAUGAGUACACGUUUGGGUUCGAACUUCCCCAGUCAGGGCAGCUAGUGUCCUCAUAUAAAGGCAAACUUGGCUAUGUUGAGUACUACGUGAGAGCAGUGAUGGAGAGGGCCUGCCAGUCAGAAGUAGAGUGCAAAAAGUGUUUUGAGGUGGAGGAACCGAUUGAUGUCAACACUUCGGACCUUACGGCUCCUGCAGCUGGGGUGAAGGAGAAAAAGCUGACCUGCAUGUUCAUUCCUGAUGGCAAAGUGUCAGUGACAGCAAAGAUUAACCGUAAGGGCUACUGUGAAGGAGAGAACAUCUGCAUCGAUGCCAAGUUUGUGAACACCUGCUCUCGCAUCAUCGUCCCCAAAGCUGCCAUUAUUGUCACACACACCUAUCGGGCCAAUGGCCGCUUGAAGGUGCUCCGUGAGAAGAUCUCAUCUGUCAGGGGCAAUCAUAUCAUCUCUGGCAUGUGUGACAUAUGGCAGGGCAAAACCUUUCGAGUGCCAAAACUGAAACCCACCAUCUUGGGCUGCAACAUCAUCCACAUGGACUACAGUCUGAUGAUUUAUGUGCAUAUCCCUGGAAGUGAGAAGCUGACCCUAGAGCUUCCUUUGGUCAUUGGGACAAUCCCGUUUACUGGCUUUGCCAGUCGAACCAGCAGCAUGAGCAGUCAGCAAGAAAGCUCAACAGCCUCCAGCAGCCUGGUGUCCAUGCCUUCUGCUCCACCUAGCUACAGUGAAAUACCUCUGCAUGGCUGCAUGGACCCAUUCAUCACACCAUUGCUAGAUGACUACAGUGAAGAUGACUGUCCCAUUUUUAUUCAUGCCAGAGAGUACCAUCAGACACCCCCUCCAGCCUAUACCGAGGUGCAAGAGGGAUGCAGAACCAGUGGCACCACUCUUAUGUAAUGGUGCACAGCUAUAGCUGCAAAAAAACCUUUGGAUGAGAUUAGUUUCCUUAAAAAAAAUAAAUUUCUGUUAAUUUGUGCAAAGGGUGUUGCAGUUUGAAAAACAUACGUAAACAACGUUUUUAAGAAAGGAUGCUUCUUAAGAACAGCAUUAGGCUUAGUGCCUGCUUUGUGCUUCUUGAUUAUUUCUGGGGUAUCCUCAGUAUUUAGACCUAAAAGGUUAUUUCUUUUUUAGAUGGAAGUUGAGCAUUGCCAUAUUGGCGUAAUUAUAAGGCUUCCUUUAAAAUCAUUCCAGAUAAUAAGGAAUUUAGGACUGGUAAAGAAAAAGAAAUCUGUGCAACGUUGAGAAUGCCGUGCCUUUUUGCUGUAUUAUGUCAAAUAAAAGUUCAGAGGGCAUGAUUUUAGAAUGCACUUUUAAAGAUAGUAUACAACUUUGUAUCAGAGUUAAUGGUUUGUUUAUAUUUUAACUUCAUAUUAAAUUAUUAACACAAAGCAGUUAUUAUUACCAGUAUGGUCUAACGGUUUAUGUACAUUCAUAAUAGAAAUUAUACUCAAUCAUAUUAAAACUUCAGAGUGCCCGUAUUUAAUUUGGAGAGUUUUGUCAUUAAUGUGCAUUUUCUAUAUACAUAUUUUAUACAUAUAGCUAUAUUUGUACAUAUAUGCAUUGUGCCCUAGGGGUAAAUCUGCAAAUAAAACUAUAAUGAAAACUG